AUGUCGGCCAUUGGCUCGCGCGUCUUCCAAACAAUCCAGCCCUUCUCGGCCCAGGUGUUCGGCCUGGGCUUCCUGGCACAGCUGGUGGCACUGGUGCUGCCGUGGGCCGAGGCCGAGGGCCUGCGCCCGGAGCGCGAUCUCCUGACCCCCUUCCAUGUGGCCGUGUCGCUGGUGGCCCUGCACCUGCUGCCGCAGCGCUUCGACCGCCGGGAGAUCCUCGGCGUGGACCCGGCCGCGCGUCGCGAAAUCCGCCGGUGCCUGUACUCCGUGCACAAGUGGCCCUACCUGCUGGCCGGCAUGCUGUGCUUCUCCCUCGGCGCCCUGACCAUUUGGUUCAACAUGUAUGGCGCCCUGCUGUGUCUCGCCGGCCUGGGCCUGGCCUCGGUGGCCCUGAUCUGGAGCCGGCGCAUGGUCCUCAGCGUCGGCAUGGCGGUGGCCACCUUCGGCACCACGUGCAUCAUGUAUGACCAUUGGAUGGCCACGCCGUAA
Molecule: messenger RNA, 489 nt
Organism: Fonticula alba
Lineage: Eukaryota; Rotosphaerida; Fonticulaceae
Exons: 1
Coding region: 1-489 (162 amino acids)
Source: RefSeq, a predicted model, not a curated record